AUGGACCCGGAGAGCUGCGCGCCUUUCGGCGUGGGGCCCGGGCCUCGCCCCUACGCGGCCGCCGGGGAUGAGCCUCCGGGCCCCCAGGGGACCCCGGCCGCCGCGCCUCACCUGCACCCUGCGCCACCCCGCGGCCCGCGGCUGACCCGCUUUCCGGCCUGCGGGCCCCUGGAGCCCUACCUCCCGGAGCCGGCCAAGCCGCCCGCCAAGUACCUGCAGGACCUCGGCCCCAGCCCGGCGCUCAACGGCGGCCACUUCUACGAGGGCCCCGCGGAAGCUGAGGAGAAGGCCUCCAAAGCUGCCAGCUUCCCCCAGCUGCCCUUGGACUGCCGAGGGGGCCCCCGAGACGGGCCCUCUAACUUGCCAGGCUCCCCAGGCCCCUGCUUGGCCAGCCUGCGUGUCCCUCUGUCCCCGGGACUCCCUGACUCCAUGGAGUUGGCCAAGAACAAGAGCAAGAAGCGCCGUAACCGCACGACCUUCAGCACGUUCCAGCUGGAGGAGCUGGAGAAAGUCUUCCAGAAAACCCACUACCCUGAUGUGUAUGCCCGGGAGCAGCUGGCUCUGCGCACGGACCUCACCGAGGCCCGGGUACAGGUCUGGUUUCAGAACCGCAGAGCCAAGUGGCGGAAGCGUGAGCGUUAUGGGAAGAUCCAGGAGGGGCGGAACCCCUUCACGUCUGCCUAUGACAUCUCCAUGCUGCCCCGAACCGACAGCCAUCCCCAGCUGCAGAACUCCCUGUGGCCCAGUCCAGGGUCUGGGAGCCCCAGGGGGCCCUGCCUCAUGUCUCCAGAGGGCAUCCCCUCCCCAUGCAUGUCUCCAUACUCCCACUCUCAUGGGAAUGUGGCUGGCUUCAUGGGGGUACCAGCCUCUCCUGGAGCCCACCCUGGCAUCUACUCCAUCCAUGGCUUUUCCCCUGCCCUAGGGGGCCCCAGCUUUGAGCCCUCCCCGGAUGGCGACUAUAAGUCUCCAAGCCUCAUCUCACUCAGGGUGAAGUCCAAGGAGCCACCCAGCCUGCUGAACUGGACCACAUGAUCUGUCACGUGGACAUGCAGACUGAGCUGCCCAACCCCGUUUCUGUUUCCAGCUGCUCCCACCCCACCCCGGCCUGGAUGCCAGAGAGGACACACCUCUGCCUCCAAGGCCCAGAUGGUUCCUGGAGGACCCGGCAGAGCAGCUGGGACCCUCAGGCUUCCGCAGGGAACAAGCUACAGAAUC
Molecule: messenger RNA, 1215 nt
Organism: Globicephala melas (long-finned pilot whale)
Lineage: Eukaryota; Metazoa; Chordata; Mammalia; Artiodactyla; Delphinidae
Gene: ALX3
Product: ALX homeobox 3
Biological process (GO): regulation of transcription by RNA polymerase II
Molecular function (GO): RNA polymerase II transcription regulatory region sequence-specific DNA binding; DNA-binding transcription factor activity, RNA polymerase II-specific
Source: RefSeq, a predicted model, not a curated record